UCCGAUCAGUCUGCUGUUGUGUCUGCAGGAUGUGUCACAGCUGCGUCCCACGCUGAUGAAACUGUGGUAUUUCAGAUGAGAUGCAAAGUCACUUCCUAUACAGACUGCUAAAAACUCAAACUCCAUACCCUGUGAUAAGCAACCACACAUGCAGGCAAACUGACACGAUUUUAGAAGAACUCACCAGGAACUCGUCCCCGUAAAGGAAUCCCAGGGCGCAGGCUGCGUGCAGCUUGACGGUUUACUAAAUAUCAGAUCUGUUAGAUAACUCAUAACUCCGACAACAGGAAACGAGAGAAAGAGCGCCACUGACUCAGUCGAAACCUGCAUCUAGGAAGCUUCAACUCCACCAUGUUUCCCGGGCUGCAUGUAAACCUUCAUUCAGACAGUCGUUGAUGUAAACUGAGGCGAUGGAGAGCCCGUCGUCCACAGCGAGGCGGCGAGCCUGGAUCAACAGCAGCCGACAGUGGCCCACCCUGGAGCUGGACCCUGAGGGACCACCGAGCAACCUCCCCUCGGCCUCUAUAGCCGAUGAUGAUGUCUUUUCUGACGGAUGCUUCACAGGAAAGAUCGAGAACUGGCUCCUGAGAUGUGGGUCCGAGGCGUGCUCAGAGAAGACUGGCCAGCUGAGUUUCGAGUCUGGGCUGAAAGGCAGCAACUUUGACGAUGAGCUAAGUCUUGGUGCUGAUGCUUCAUGUUUAAAUGCUGCAGAGAUUACAUCUGAAAGAGGCCUUGCACUCCAUCCCAUAUCCAAGCAAGGUCCCAGCAGACUCACCAGUACCCCUUGUCAGAAAUUGUGUCUGCCUUCACUGAACUUGGGCCAGAGCAUGGCCUCCAGCUGCCUCUCCUCCUCCACCUAUAAGACUACAUCAAGUAUAUCAGAGAUCCUGCAGUUGUGUUCGGAGGACGCAGAGGAGACGCUCUACGAGUUGGGUUUUGGCUGCGAUGAGCCGCAGGUCACUGUCCGCAUCCCUUCUCGCUUCUUCACCUUCCCCUCCAUGUCUCGGGGCAUCAACUUCCGCCUCUUCCUGGACUCACAGUUACGGCGUAUACGUGAAGAAGACCCCAGCCUCUCUCUUGCUAGUCGUUUCAGACAAGUGCAAGUGCUCACAGCAAUGGCCAACGCUUUCUACUCCCUCUACUCUCAUGUGUCCCGCACUCCUCUACAGAAACUGGCCACACCAGAGUUCACCUUCUCCUCGUCUCCCGUGGAGAGGAUCGAACGCUUCAGGAGCCCUGUCCGCAGCGAGCCACGCUCGCCGGUGGAGAGGCUGAAGGACACCGUCUCCAAGAUGUGUCUCUACACGGGCUCUCCUCGCGGGUCAGACUCCACCUCUCCGCAGCCCUCACCCAGGAAACAAUCCAGCCUCCCUGACGUUGUGGAUUUAGUCCUGGAAAAAGUCAAGACUGGAGCGAGCAAGAAAGUGGAUUUGGGGGAACAUUAUAACAGGAAUCCAGCUCGGGAUGUUAAGCUGGUCACGGAGGGUGAUAAGUCCUGUGACAGUGGCAAAGAGGAGCAUACACAGCAGACUGUGGUGGACACAGACAUUCUUCAAAAUGGAAAUAAGAUCUAUGAUAGGGAGAUGCAGGGCAGCAAACAAACUGAUAACAUUGACCACCUCGCGAGCAGGACUCACAGUGUAAGAACAACUCUAGCAUUAUCAGGAGAAACUGAGAUAAAAUCACAUCAGCUGGACUCAUGUUCAACUCAAAGUGAGACAAGGACUGCUGAUCUGAAACCAGUUGCGAAGGUUACAUACGACCUAAUCUGCCCUCAGAUAGUCGAAAAUGUACACCAGGCACCUUUCUGUUGUCAACUCACACAUUGUCCAAAAGCAAAUACUUUACCUCCUGUCUCCUCUAAGACCAAACACAUAGAUAAAUCAUGUCCUGGAUCACAUAUACAAACAGCUUUCCCUCAGCCAGAUGCCAGACAGCUGGAUGCAGCCACAUCACUUGCUGUCCCAGCCCCCACUACUAGCUACAUCAAUUGCAGCAUCACUGUGACUGGCUGGGAGGGGGACGACGUCUCUGCCACUUCAAACGCAGCAGAUUCUGGUCUUACUUUUACUGUCACACCUGUCGAGACGUGUGAGGAAUCAUUUAACGAGGGGAAAAGCUGGUACCUGAAACCACAGAAACAUCAGGGCCUGGGCCAGAACUCCAAUAACCUGCAACAGGGUAACUCCUUUGAGCUGGAAGAGGUAUGGGUUUUACAAUAGUAUUUUUGUUUUUUGCAGGUAAAAAUGUAAUAUUAUAAAAAAAAGUUACAACAUUUCUUUAGAUGAGGUAUGUAAUUUGUUACAUCUUUAGCGCCAUUUGGAAAUAAUGAACCAUAUAAAGAAUGAUUAUGUUGAUUUUGCAAAAAAUACAACAAACAU
Messenger RNA from Etheostoma cragini (Arkansas darter), 2381 nucleotides. It is a transcript of the gene tespa1, whose product is annotated as thymocyte expressed, positive selection associated 1. Bases 411 to 2222 code for a protein of 603 amino acids. The record is from RefSeq and is a predicted model, not a curated record. The transcript is spliced from 10 exons. Gene Ontology annotation, molecular function: signaling receptor binding. Lineage: Eukaryota; Metazoa; Chordata; Actinopteri; Perciformes; Percidae.